AUUUACAAAGGUUAACUUUAGCGAAGUUUCACCACACUGAAGCAAAACGUUUCUUGAAAAACCUAAGUAAGCCCUUUAAAGCGCGGUGCAGCCGUUAAUUAUGGCAGCUUUCCGUAAAUUACUCUACGCACCGCGCUUCGACACUCAGUCGCCUCAAACCGACAAGGAAUCGGUAUUUAACGGAGAGAACAAACACCGUAAACUAAACGAGCUGGCCCAAGAGGCGACUCCAUUACUUUUCCUCGACGAUACAAGUCCCCAAAUAACACCGUACUUUUCGAGAAGUGCGAAAACAAACCAUCUUUUGAGGUUGUACGCCGAUAUGAGAUCAACGGUCAACCUGAGGGCUUCUAAAGGCGGGAAAUCACGGCGCGCCAAACGCGUGACUUACGAAGGUGAAGGAGUGCAGCCACGUAUGUGGUACGGUUUCACGGCUUUUCGUUUUCAUUAUCAUGACCUAUCUUGUUUUGCGCGCCUACGUCAGUCCAGAUCCCGAACUAAACAGGACGUAUUGAGGACGAUCAGGAGAAUGGUGGAGGAGAACAGGGUCAUCAGAGGGCGGUUACUCACCUUGAGGCAGCAGAGUCGAUGCAAAUGAGGUUUGCUCAGUUUCAGGUGGUACCACAUACAGCAUAUUGCCUGGAGAAAAGAAAUGUUUACAUGCCACAGCACUGUUUAUUAUAUGCCUCCAUAUGUGCUGUUAGUAUUAUAAUCUAAAACGUAAACUCUUAAGGCUUGAAAGAAAUUAGAAAAGCACGGAGGACAUGAGCAAGACCACUAGAUGGUGAUAUUUCCAAAAUUAAGAGCAACUAAAUAAAGCGUAGCAGGGCUCUUACUUCCACACUCUCCAUUUAAAUUAUACUGCAUGUACUAGUUGUUUUUGUUACUACUUUUUUGAUAUUUAUGAAUAUCUAAUGUGUUCUUCAGAUAACUUUAUUGGACUUCUUUCAUCACUAAAACUUUUUCCUCUUCCCACGUUUUGUUCCAUUGUCAGACGUAGUGUUAAUAUUUAUGCUUGUUAUUGAAUGCCAGGUUUUCAGUAACAAAAAAACCCUAAACGGAUCGAAUUGGCCAUCACUAAUUACAUCAUUUAUUUAUUUAACUGAUUCUAGAGGGUUUUUAAAAAAAAACGACAAAACGUUUGUUAUUGCACGUCAAAUUGUUCAUGACAAAAAUGUUUAUUAAAGCAUUGAAUGGCUGACUACACUUAUCUUAUUUCUGUUCUAUUCGGAUAGAUCCUAGCUAUACCAGAUGUUUCAAAAAGCAACAAAGGGAGACUUGCGUAGAAUCCGCUGAAGACAGUUUUCAGUGAUUGUUUUGCCCACAACAAAAUUGCUUUACGUUCCCAGUGUCGAAGGAGCUUAACAUCUCGCUCGUGCAGGUUGUGGUUUUGUGGCAGAAAUCAUCAAAUGGAAAAGCUAUUGUUGAGAACACGACCUCAGACGUUUAAAUGAAGAUAGAUUAAUCAUGUUGUCAAGUCGAGUCUGUAUAAUGAAGCAAUAAACGCGAGGCUUGAUUACAGACGGUGCUUAUAGUUUAGGCCCCUCUCCCGGGCGCCUGUGAUGAUUAUGUGUUUUCCUCGAGCAUCAGCUAAACGGCGGUUGGUAGAUCUCUUAGAUUAAAAGCAGGUUAAAUGCAACUACUGUAAAUGUUUGUUGUAGAUUAGGGUAAAUUACAGAACUCGAGUACGAAAGGGAAUAGUCGCUUGGGGAUGUUUAGAUCUGACAGUAACCAGCCAAAGAUGUAUUUCGCAAUAGAUUACGUAGCCCUCGCAGUGCGUCUGCUUCUUGUAAUUAAGCGGCAAUGAAUCGAUAUUAAAACCGAACUGCCGUAAACCGUCAAACUGAAAGUGGAAAGUCCGGAACAAUGAGCUGCAGUUGUGCACGACUGCGUGACGCUCAGGCCUUGCGCAUUUGAUACGGAUUCCAGCACUGAAUUAAGCUGUAAUUAUUUUUCACCACCAGGCUCAUUUGGGUUCAUGUGUCGAAACAUGCUAAACAAGUGGAGCCGCACCUUCUCUUUUGCACUGUUGUGAGUCCUUAGCCACAAGCAGGGGUUGCUUAAUGUCAUUUUUAUAAUGAUGUGAAAACACAAAUUAUCUCGCGCGGGAUGAGACGGCAGUGUUGGACCACACCGCAUCAAUGCACAGAUUUGCAGACACAGUGUGACGAUUACCGCUCUUUGAUGCACACAUAGCCGUUCUUACAAAUAACGACGCCAUAGAAGAACCUUUUCGUCUAAAUGGUUCCAUGAAGAACCUGAAGAACCUUUAACAGGAGGUUCUUCGUGGCGAAAGAAGGUUCCUCAGAUUAUAAAAAGGUAAGAAUGAGAGAUGGUUCUGGGAAGAACCUUUUAGGCACCUUUAA
Molecule: messenger RNA, 2366 nt
Organism: Puntigrus tetrazona (Sumatra barb)
Lineage: Eukaryota; Metazoa; Chordata; Actinopteri; Cypriniformes; Cyprinidae
Exons: 3
Coding region: 101-598 (165 amino acids)
Source: RefSeq, a predicted model, not a curated record